AAUUUGUUUAGGGCAUCCACUAUAGAGAGUCAAGGUGGAUUCUUAAAUGUGGUAAAAAUCAAUAUGGACUCUUAAAAUGCUAGGCAUUUUCUGAUUGGGUCGUGUUAUACACGCCUGGCCACGCCCAAUCAAGGUGCGGGAGAGAGGUGGGGUGCGCGCGGGCCUCGUGCGAACCGCCUUCAGCACCCCUCAUAGUGGGUGCUUUAAAAUACUUUCAUAUUGAUUUUAUACAAAUUAUGAAAUUACAUAAAACUUUCUUUUUUCUUCUUUUUUUUUGAGGCAGAAAUUAAAUAAAAUCUUAAAACACCGUCAGUUAUCCUUAUUAUCGUCAAUACUCCGCCACCACCAAUGGCUCACCGCCGCGACGAACCACCGAUGUCCGGCAGCGAACCCCCGAUGUCCGGCAGCGAACCCCCUCAGCUUCUAAUAAUACGACCUUCAAACCUCUUCAGAGCGCACCAGGACGGAUUCUCAGCCAAGUUCAACGUUCUCAAAGCCUACGAAUCUCCGCUCCCAACCGAAACGUUCCUCCGCGAACACGCCCAAUCAGCAAAGGCCAUCCUAUGCUUCAAAGGAAGCCCGAUCACCGGCGAUCUCCUCCGCCACUUGCCGUCGCUUGGAUUGGUUGUGACCUCCGGCACCGGGGUCAAUCAUAUAGACCUCGCGGCGUGCCGGCGGCGGGGGAUUCUCGUGGCCAACACUGCUGACGUGUUCUCUGUGGACACGGCAGACUACGCUGUCGGGUUGUUGAUUGCCGUGAUGAGGAAGAUCAGCAGUGGCGAUAGGUUUGUGCGGCGGCGGCUUUGGUCCCUCAGCCACGAAGAAUUUCCUCUGGGUUUCAAGUUAAGAGACAAGCGAGUCGGAAUAGUGGGAUUAGGCAACAUUGGCUCAAAAGUAGCAAAAAGGCUUGAUGCUUUCGGCUGCAAAAUCUCAUACAACUCAAGAUCCCAAAAGCCAAGAGUCCCCUACAACUUUUGCCCCACACCUCAUGAACUAGCCUCUCAAUCUGACAUCCUAUUGAUUUGUUGCCCGUUGACGGAAGACACGCGUCACAUGAUCAACAACGACGUGAUGAACGCCCUCGGGGAGGAGGGCGUCAUUGUUAACAUUGGGAGGGGCGCGAUCAUUGAAGAAGAUGCAUUGGUGAAGCAUUUAGUGGCGCGUAGAAUAGCAGGUGCUGCACUAGAUGUCUUCGAGAACGAGCCCCGUGUUCCCGUGGAGCUCUUCGAAAUGGACAACGUUGUUUUGUCGCCUCAUCGAGGUUCCUACACAAAGGAAGGCUAUUUCGAUGCUUUUCGGAUUGUGGUUGAGAAUUUAGAGUCCUUCUUCUUAAAUAAGCCCUUGGUUUCUCCUGUUAGAAUUGAGGAAUAAAGGUUAUUGGGUAAAUGUCACUUUCUGUCCCAUCAUUUAAGUGAAUUCUGAAAAAUGUUUGAAUUUAAAGGUAUUACCAAAACGAUAUUCAACUUACCGAAAAAAUAUUGUUUGUGUUCUAUUAAUAUUUUUCGACUCUCGGAAAUUGAGGUGGAUUACCUGAUUUCCAACAUGGCUUGUCUACAUGAAUUGAAAACAAAAGUAAAAGAAAUAAAGGAAAAUACACCUAA
This is a messenger RNA of Salvia miltiorrhiza (redroot sage), 1601 nucleotides long. Its product is annotated as glyoxylate/hydroxypyruvate reductase HPR3-like. Bases 349 to 1371 code for a protein of 340 amino acids. The record is from RefSeq and is a predicted model, not a curated record. Gene Ontology annotation, cellular component: cytosol. The transcript is spliced from 2 exons. Lineage: Eukaryota; Viridiplantae; Streptophyta; Magnoliopsida; Lamiales; Lamiaceae. Gene Ontology annotation, molecular function: glyoxylate reductase (NADPH) activity; NAD binding; hydroxypyruvate reductase [NAD(P)H] activity.